UACACACAUACACGGAGCUGGCGCGCAGAGCAGUGGCGCCCAUCCUCUCUCUCAGUGCGACUCCUCCGAGGGAUCAGGAGUAGACUAAGUCAAACUUCCAGCAGCUUAAGAUUUGUGCGCAGCCUUUUGAAAGGAUCCAAGUCGUCAAGUCUGUUCUCUCUGGUUUCAUGUGUUCAUCGACGCUGCGGACAAGGGGAUGGAAACAUGGGAUCUAAUGAGAGGAGUCUAACACACUAAUAAAACAGGGUCUGUGGUGAUGUUGCCAUGUGCCAGCUGCCAUCUGCUCUUUAUUCAGGUCUGAUGUCCAGAUGGUGUGCCCCUCCAUGUGUGGUCCCAUUUCAGCUCUCCCUGACCAUUUCAUGGGCCACAGACCGACCCAAGCAUCCACGGCCAUUUGACUCAACCCCACCACGCGCUGCACACCUCACCCUUAACCCCUUACCCCUGACCUUCACCCUUGGCCCCUCGCCUCCCUCUGUUUCGCUCUCCAUCAAGCCUCCCCUCGCGUUUUGACGAUUCUAACCCUCCCUGUUGCCCAACAUGGUGGCUCACGUUCCUGCCCUAGUCUUGGUCAUGAUGUGCCGGGGCGUCUUGCUCUCUGGUGGAGAUGCGCCCCAGUCCCGCAGAGAGAUCCGCAUCGAGGGCGACCUGGUGCUUGGCGGCCUGUUCCCUGUGCAUGAAAAAGGUGCUGGGAUGGAGGAGUGUGGGCGCGUGAAUGAGGACAGAGGGAUCCAGAGGCUGGAGGCCAUGCUCUUUGCCAUAGACCAGAUCAACAUGGACAACACUCUGCUGCCUGGGGUCUCCCUUGGGGUCCACAUCCUGGACACCUGCUCCAGAGAUACCUAUGCACUGGAGCAGGCUCUGGAGUUUGUAAGAGCCUCCCUAACCAAGGUGGACGACACAGAGUUCAUCUGUCCAGACGGAUCUUAUGCUCUGCAGGACGACAGCCCACUCGCGAUCGCCGGAGUCAUUGGAGGAUCCUUCAGCAGUGUCUCCAUACAGGUUGCCAAUCUCCUCAGGCUCUUCCAGAUCCCUCAGAUAAGCUAUGCGUCGACAAGUGCCAAGCUCAGCGAUAAAACCCGCUAUGAUUACUUCGCCCGUACGGUGCCUCCCGACUUCUACCAGGCCAAAGCCAUGGCCGAGAUCCUGCGGUUCUUCAACUGGACAUACGUGUCCACUGUGGCAUCAGAGGGCGAUUAUGGCGAAACUGGUAUAGAGGCCUUUGAGCAAGAGGCACGCAUGAGGAACAUCUGUAUCGCCACUUCAGAGAAGGUGGGGCGUUCAAACGCAAAGAAGUCCUAUGAAGCUGUGAUCCGUCAGCUCCUGCAGAAGCCGAACGCCCGUGUGGCCGUCCUCUUUCUGCGCAGCGAUGAUGCCAGAGAGCUGCUGGCAGCUGCCGCCAGGCUUAACACCUCCUUCAUUUGGGUGGCCAGCGAUGGCUGGGGUGCACAGGAAAGCAUUGUCAAGGGAAAUGAGGUCACCGCUGAAGGAGCCAUCACACUUGAGCUGGCCGCCAAUCCUGUGCCAGACUUCAACCACUACUUUCUCAGCCUGAACCCGGUCAAAAACCAUCGUAAUCCCUGGUACAGGGAAUUCUGGGAGCAGCGAUUCCAGUGCUCCUUAGGUGGUGGAGGAACAGGAGGAGGAGGAGGUGAAGGUGGAGGUGUUGGACCAGGAGAGAGACCUGUCCUCCCACUGUGUGACAAGGACUUGUCAAUGGACAAGACUAACUUUGAACCCGAGUCAAAGAUCAUGUUUGUGGUGAACGCAGUGUAUGCUAUGGCUCAUGCCCUUCAUAAUAUGCAACGGAGUCUGUGCUUCAACACCACCAAGCUGUGCGACAGCAUGAAGGCCUUGGAUGGGCGCAGACUCUACAGGGAUUACAUCCUUAAUGUCAGCUUCACAGCCCCUUUCUCUCCACCGGGCAGUGAGACAGUAGUGAAGUUUGAUUCCCAAGGGGACGGCAUGGGCCGAUACAACAUCUUCAGCUACCAGCGCUCUGGCGAUCGUUACGGUUACGUGCCAGUAGGCGAGUGGGCAGAAAGUCUGAGUCUGAGCAGCGAUUUGAUUCACUGGCCCAGAGAAGCGGUGCCCACCUCACAAUGCAGCGACCCCUGCGAACGUAAUGAGAUGAAGAAAAUGCAGGCAGGUGAGUACUGCUGCUGGAUCUGUACAGCCUGUGAGCCUCAUGAAUACCUGGCUGAUGAGUUCACCUGCUCGCCUUGUGCACCUGGCCAGUGGCCCACUGACGACCUGACAUCCUGUUAUGACCUUCCUGAGGACUACAUUAUGUGGGAAGAUGCCUGGGCAAUUGGUCCAAUUACUAUUGCCUGUGUAGGGUUCAUGUGCACUGGCCUGGUGUUCUGGGUGUUUAUCCGCCACAACAACACACCACUGGUGAAAGCUUCGGGCAGGGAGCUAUGUUACAUUCUCCUCUCAGGAGUCUUCAUGUCCUACGCCAUGACUUUCCUCUUCUUAGCCAAACCCUCUCCCGCCAUCUGUGCCCUGCGGCGGCUCGGGCUAGGCACGUCGUUCGCUGUCUGCUACUCGGCCCUCCUCACCAAAACUAACAGAAUCGCCAGGAUUUUCAAUGGCGUGAAAGACGGAGCGGGUGCAGCAAGGCCACGCUUCAUUAGCCCAUCCUCUCAGGUGUUCAUCUGUCUGAGUCUAAUCUCCGUCCAGUUAGUGAUGGUGUCAGUGUGGCUGCUGCUGGAGGUUCCUGGGACACGGCGCUUCACGUUGCCAGAGCGACGGCAGACUGUCAUCCUCAAGUGUAACGUACGCGACUCCAGCAUGCUGCUGUCACUGGGAUAUGAUGUGCUCCUGGUCAUCCUGUGUACUGUGUAUGCCUUCAAGACCAGGAAGUGCCCAGAGAACUUCAACGAGGCCAAGUUUAUUGGAUUCACCAUGUACACCACCUGUAUAAUCUGGCUGGCCUUUCUUCCCAUCUUUUAUGUUACAUCAAGCGACUACAGGGUUCAGACCACUACAAUGUGUAUCUCAGUCAGCCUGAGUGGCUUUGUGGUCCUGGGUUGUAUGUUUGCACCUAAGGUCCAUAUCAUCAUGUUCCAGCCCCAGAAGAAUGUGACCAGCCACAGGCUUAACCUCAAUCGCUUCAGUGUCAGCGGGGCUGCCACCACAUACGCAUCUCACGCUUCUGUCAGUGCCCACUACGUACCAACCGUGUGCAACGGAAGAGAAAUUGUCGACUCCACUACUUCCUCUCUGUGACCACAUACAGUCCACUCUCUAAAUCUGCCCCUGCGACUGUUAGCCAAUCCAUGAACGUUAUCCCCCUUUCAACCAUCAUUCCCCGCCUCAUACACACUGUAUACAUUUAUACGCAAAAACACAUAUACAGAUGUACACAUACACACACAGAAUGCACACACACAGAAAAACAAACAACCUUCCUUGUGGACUAGAACUGUAUUGUUUCACAAAUGUAGAAAGUGUGUAACUAUAAUUAAAUUAUUUUCUAGGGAUGUACAUACAUGGAAUCGACAUUGUUGUAAGUAGAGAAACAAAAGAACAAAAAAAGUUUUUAGGAGGAAUUUUUGGAGCCUUUGUUUUUGAUAGCUUUGUUAUGAUGCGGUGUAAAUAGACAUGCGCUUAGUCAUGGUAGGAGGGUGUGUGUCCCUCAGUCUGGAUGCACAUUUGUGGCUCUGCUUGCCUCACCCCCAAUAUCCCACAGACUUUUUAAUUCUCAUGCUUUUUUGUAGGUCUCAUUGUAAUAACCGAUUAUGUAUGCAUUUCUAUUAUGUAUCUGUACAUUUGUAUAUUAUACUACUGAUGGUUCAAACAGCACAAUGUUGACAGUCUUGUAACCCUAGAAUGAAUGUGGACUAAAGCAUAAACUGGAUAGGAUAUAAACAGCUGGAACGGACAUGUACAAAAAAAAUCCAUCAAGCUCAUCGACGUGCAGUUAUACUGUGCCAGAACACAAUUUUUCAGUUUGGGAAUUUGUCUAUUCACAUCUUCAUAGAUGUGCUUUGCACCCUAGAUCUGUAUAAAUAACCCAUUGUGGCUGUUUUUUUUGUUGUUGUUUUUUGGUACAGGAGAGUAGGUUUUUGCUUUUGAUACAAAUGUUCAUUUUUCUACUUCUGAUCAUGGAAUCCCUUUAUCUAAAUGGCCAUAGUUCCAGACGUGUGUUCACCAAAGCAACACAAUGUCCUCUCACACCCUCAAACUGCCGUUUCUUUAGUGGAUUGCUGGUAAUAACUAAAAGCAGAGCAGAAAAGUACAACAAAUGUAUUUCUUUUGCCUCAAAACUGUCAAUACAGACAGUGCUGCAAUAGCUCUGUCAGCCAAAGCAAAUGGGUGUCCUGGUUAUUAUGAAUUUAUUCUCAAGUGACUUAAACAAUAAUGAAGGAAAACUGGCUGCUUUGCUGAACACAUGUUGAAACUACAGGGGAAUGGUAGCUUACGUCUUUGCGCCCCACAGAUACGGUAUGUGGUGAUGUUUUGAAUAUGGCUAUGUGCCUUAAUGUAUGUUUGAUAGUGCUCCAGGCAGAGGUUGUAAGAGAUCAGUUUUACAUUACCAGCAGAAAAUCCAUGUUUUGGUAAAUGUAAAAGUGACCUCAGUGUAGAGUACAUGUUUCAGGGCAACACUAUACCAGUUAGUUUUAUUCCCUACCAAGCCUUCUGCUGUUGAUUGUUUACCUGAGGUGUUGAAACAGUGACUCUGAGGAAUUCUUAGGUUAAAAUGACUUUCUCUACCCCCCCUUCAUUCUCCGGUCUGUGAUUAAAAAAAAAAAAAAGAAAGAAAAGAAAUAUUUCUGAUAGACAUCCAUCACACUGAUUUUACUUUUUUUUUUUUUUUUUUUACAGCUUUGAGGCUCCAAUAAAAGAAGUAAGGGGAAGAGUAAGCUCAUAUGCCAUUAAGAUGAAGUCAAUGACUCGUCGACUUAUUGAAGUGUGCAGUUUACAUGCCUGUGUUAAAUGUGUUGACGUUGAGAGGCACAGUGGAGCAGCUGGCUCCGGCAGUCCCAGAGAGGCUCACGAGAGGAAAGCAGAGCACACAGUGUCAGCUGCUGGCAGAUCCCAGCUAACAAAAGGAUGUUAGAGUAGAAACUCAUAUGCAUAACAUACAUAACACUUAUCAAAACAUCCGUGCCCAUCAAACUCUCUGUUUGUGGCUGGAAAUGUGACAGGCUCUCUGCUGGGUGAUGAGGUAGGGCUAUAAAUGAGGGAAACAUUAUAUGGAUAAAGCUGUUCUAAGAAAAUCUAAAUAGACAAAAUUAGUGGACUAAUUUAGAACCACAACAUAUUUUAUUUUUAAGAGUGGCCUCAUGCAGGAAUUUAUUGCAUUUACCAUGGUAGUAAAUCAUUAUUAAACUGAUCCUAAAUGGUUGCAUACUAUAAUAUGCUGUCUAAAAUAAAGUGUGACUGUUAUACCUGAUAUUUCUAACAAAGUAUGUGAUCAGAAUCACUCAUUUCCAUCCCCAAUCUAUUUUCUCCAUGUUAAAAUUCAUAAAGUAGGCAAAGAGGCAGAACUGUUGAACAUUCAUCUCUUGACCGAUCUACACCUUUGCACAGCCAGUCUCCAAAGGCACCCUGUGAUUAUCACACUGAAUGAUAGAUUGAAAGAAUUUUAGAGGAUGCGCCAAGCCGACCUACAUUGGGUGUGUGUGUGUGUGUGUGUGUGUGUGUGUGUGUGUGUGUGUGUGCACGUGUGUGUGUGUGUUUUGUGCAGAGAACAGGAGGAGAGAGAGAGAGAGAGAGAGAGAGAGAGAGAGAGAGUGAUAUGGCAGAGCAGAGGGGAGCCGCUGCUGGAUUAUGUAAAGCACUCCCACAGCCCAGAAGUCACAGCGCUUCUAUGGAAGCUCAAAGCAUCUCAGAGAUUCACAAGUCUUUGUUAGCAGAAGGCUUAGCCAUUCACUCAGUGGUCCUGCUCCCACAAGAUACACCCCGCAUGGCAGGUUGCUACGGACAACCACAGCCACAUCCGUUGCUGGAAUGUGUAUUUGUCUGCGCGGAGAGAGGAGGAUGGGAGGAGGGGGUGAGGAGAGGGCAAAAGAAGAAGAAUAGAAGGUGGGGGAGAGGGGACUGGGUUGCUGGUUCUGGUUCAAAUUGGCAGUGACUGAUGAGAUUUGGCUUCAGCAAGGCCCGGUACUCUACUCCCAGCGUUAAAUGGCAGCACAAAUAGAGCACUUAACCCUGAUUCUCUCCUCACUUAGUCUGGAGAUUUGUCUCGGACAACAGUCUCACACUCUUCCACCGACCCUCUCUUUCUCAAUCCGCUUCACCCCUUCAACCUUUGUCCGCCUCAUCUCUCUCUCUCUCUCUUAUGUGUGAAACUCGCUGCUGAGUCGGUCUCAGCCAGGACCACCUAAGCCACACCAGCAGAUUGGUAGCCCCGAGACUGAAGCACUCAGAUCUGGGUGCCCGCUGCAGCACAUGCCAACUAGGCAGCCUUGAGGAGGUUAGAAAAGGGGGGAGGCUGGAGCUAAAGGAGAUAAAGGAGCUGGAGAGUGUAUGGGAAAAAGAAAAUGUGAUUCAGAUGUAAAGAAAAUGCAUCACCUCUCUCACUACACUAGAGUCAGUUUAUCAUCACAUGCACCAAGUAACUCUCACUGGGAGCUUCCUUAAUUGGCUUCACCCAUGAAUAUCCCUUUCAAACAGCAAGCCAUCGACUACGGACAUUGUUCAUGCUCAUUCACCCUCUGCCAACAGCCAUGUGCUCUACAAAGGUCUCUGUGCUGUAGCCCCCCCCCAUAACAGAAUGUGUCCUUGGCCUCUGAGGCUCUGAGAGAAGACAAGAUCUCUGCGGCGAGGUCGAGCUGGACUCUGGAACUGGCCGGUCACAAAGCAAUAGUUCAGUGUUUAUGAUACGUGCAAUAACGAGGCUGUGAUGACAUCAUAAUAAAUAACAACAAGCAAACA
Molecule: messenger RNA, 6885 nt
Organism: Lates calcarifer (barramundi perch)
Lineage: Eukaryota; Metazoa; Chordata; Actinopteri; Centropomidae
Gene: grm3
Product: glutamate receptor, metabotropic 3
Exons: 14
Coding region: 541-3231 (896 amino acids)
Biological process (GO): regulation of synaptic transmission, glutamatergic; G protein-coupled glutamate receptor signaling pathway
Cellular component (GO): membrane
Molecular function (GO): group II metabotropic glutamate receptor activity
Source: RefSeq, a predicted model, not a curated record